AUUACCGAAGUGUGCUGUAUUUGUAAUACGCAUACUUUUAAAUAUCAAUACGUUUGUCUUUUUAGAACCAAAUCGUAUAGUAAAUCAGUAAAUAUUCUUCGUCAUGGUUAUCGGUAAAAAGUAUAUACUAACCAAAAAUUUUAAAGAUGAACCACAGGAAGAUGAUUUAACAUUGGUUGAAUUUGAAGUACCACCUGUUACGGAUGGAGAGAUUCUAGUGGAAGCGGAAUAUCUCUCUGUGGAUCCAUAUAUGAGACCUUAUAGUGACACUAUGAGUCCAGAUAUAACGAUGAUCGGGACUCAAGUAGCAAAGAUCUUGGAGUCAAAAAAUCCAAAUUGGCCAGUUGGUAAAAAGAUUUUUGCAAAUAUUGGCUGGACAACGCACAGCGUUUUCAAUCCUGAACUACUCGACGAAAGUUAUAUAAUAUCACCUUAUAUUCUACCGGAUUUUGAUGAUUUACCGGCUUCUCUUGCUUUAGGAAUGUUGGGAAUGCCAGGAAAUACAGCUUAUUUUGGUUUUGAGGAAAUAUGUAAACCAAAAGCAGGUGAGACAGUCGUAGUAAGCGGUGCAGCUGGUGCAGUGGGAUCUCACGUUGGCCAAAUAGCGAAGAUAUUAGGCUUAAAAGUUAUUGGCAUCGUGGGAUCUGAAGCUAAAUGCAAAUGGAUCGUCGAUGAAUUGGGUUUCGAUCAUGCGAUAAAUUACAAAACAGAGGAUGUUUAUGUUGCAUUGUCCAACGUCGCACCCGAAGGAGUUGACUGCUAUUUUGAUAAUGUAGGUGGAGAAAUCUCUAGCAGUGUAAUUCACCAAAUGAAUGAGUUCGGCAGAAUUUCAGUUUGUGGGAGUAUUUCGACCUACAACACUGGUAGUAAGUGGAAUAGCAACAAUUUAUUAAAAGCUACGGUUAUUCAAAAAGCAAUGAUAUUCAAGCAAUUAAAAAUGGAAGGCUUCCUUGUUUAUCGUUGGAUAGAUCGAUGGAACGAAGGAAUUGAAAAGAAUCUAACUUGGAUUCGGGAAGGCAAGCUUAUUUACAAGGAGACAGUGACUGAAGGUUUUGAAAAUAUGUUUAAGGCCUUUACAGGCAUGUUGAAAGGUAGCAAUAUCGGAAAAGCAAUCGUGCGGGUCUAAACAUAUGUAAGGAUCCUAUUUAUAAGAGAUUAUAUAUGAUUAGUGAAAUAUGUAAAAUAUAUAUACGAAUAAUAAAACUUUAUAAUUCUUUA
Ceratosolen solmsi marchali is the source of this 1218-nucleotide messenger RNA. RefSeq names its product prostaglandin reductase 1-like. The record is from RefSeq and is a predicted model, not a curated record. The coding region runs from base 104 to 1126 and encodes 340 amino acids. Gene Ontology annotation, cellular component: cytoplasm. Gene Ontology annotation, molecular function: 2-alkenal reductase [NAD(P)H] activity; 15-oxoprostaglandin 13-reductase [NAD(P)+] activity. Gene Ontology annotation, biological process: prostaglandin metabolic process. The transcript has 4 exons. Lineage: Eukaryota; Metazoa; Arthropoda; Insecta; Hymenoptera; Agaonidae.